Messenger RNA from Austrofundulus limnaeus, 4831 nucleotides. It is a transcript of the gene aclyb, whose product is annotated as ATP citrate lyase b. Gene Ontology annotation, molecular function: ATP citrate synthase activity. Gene Ontology annotation, cellular component: cytosol. The record is from RefSeq and is a predicted model, not a curated record. Gene Ontology annotation, biological process: fatty acid biosynthetic process; acetyl-CoA biosynthetic process; citrate metabolic process. NCBI's taxonomy places the organism in Eukaryota, Metazoa, Chordata, Actinopteri, Cyprinodontiformes, Rivulidae.
CAGAUUAUGGUGCGACAGGAGGGGAGCGAGGUGGCCAGAGAAGCAGGCAGAAACGGACUCCAGUAUAAGACAAACUGACUGUGAAACUGUGUUAUUUGUGUCCAGGACGCAAAGYCUUCACUUUAAGGAGGAUAUACGCUCAUUGAUAAGGUCCUGUGCGAUCCGACACUGCUAUGUCUGCGAAAGCGAUAUCAGAGCAGACAGGAAAGGAGUUCUUGUACAAGCACAUCUCCACAUCAGCCACUGUGCAGAACCGUUUUCGUUAUGCCAGUGUAACYGCUGAGACUGACUGGGAUCGCCUCACGCAGGACCACCCAUGGCUGCUGACAGAACGUCUGGUGGUGAAACCAGAUCAACUGAUCAAACGACGUGGGAAGCUGGGGCUGGUGGGCAUCAACCUGGACCUCCAGGGUGUCAAAGAGUGGCUCAAAGGUCACCUUAUGAAAGAAACCACCGUGGGAAAGGCAAAGGGCGUGUUGAAGAACUUCCUCAUUGAGCCUUUUGUUCCCCACGCACAGGAAGAYGAGUUUUAUGUCUGCAUCUACGCCGCUCGCGAGGGUGACUUUGUACUUUUCCACCACGAAGGAGGGGUGGAGGUGGGUGACGUGGACGCCAAGGCCCAGAAGCUGAUGGUUGGCGUGGAUGAGAAACUCAGUGAGGACCAAGUCAAAGAGCAACUUCUCACACAUGUCCCCGAUGACAAGAAAGAGGUCCUGGCCAGUUUUAUUGUGGGACUGUUCAACUUAUUUGAAGGCCUCUACUUCACCUACCUUGAAAUCAACCCGCUUGUAGUUACUCAGGAUGGAGUGUUCAUCCUCGACAUGGCAGCCAAGAUUGACGCGACAGCAGAUUUUAUCUGUAAGGCUAAAUGGGGUGACGUGGAGUUUCCUCCACCCUUUGGCAGGGAAGCUUAUCCCGAGGAAGCCUACAUCGCAGAUCUGGAUGCAAAGAGUGGCGCUAGUUUGAAGUUAACCCUGCUGAACCCACGAGGCAGGAUCUGGACCAUGGUAGCUGGAGGCGGUGCUUCAGUGGUCUACAGUGACACAAUCUGUGACCUGGGUGGAGUGGAUGAGCUGGCAAAUUAUGGCGAGUACUCCGGUGCUCCCAGUGAACAGCAGACGUACGACUACGCAAAAACGAUUCUGUCACUCAUGACUCGUGAGAAACAUCCUGAUGGAAAAGUGCUGAUCAUCGGAGGAAGUAUUGCAAAUUUCACCAACGUAGCAGCCACGUUCAAGGGCAUUGUCAGGGCUAUUAAAGAUUACCAGGGUCCACUGAAGGAGCAUGAGGUCUCCAUAUUUGUACGACGUGGGGGCCCCAACUACCAAGAAGGCCUGAGGGUGAUGGGAGAAGUAGGGAAGACCACUGGUAUUCCUAUUCAUGUGUUUGGAACUGAGACCCAUAUGACGGCUAUUGUUGGUAUGGCUCUGGGUCACCGGCCSAUCCCAAAUCAGCCUCCGAUGGCGGCUCAUACUGCCAACUUCCUCCUCAAUUCCAGUGCCAACAGUGCAGCGACUCCUGCUUCAUCAAGAACAGCUUCAUUCUCUGAAGCUAAGGCCACUAAUGACGUCACCCCACCCAAAAAGUCAAAGGCAGGUCUUCCACCAGACUCUCUUCAUUCUAUCCUGUGGCCUCUGAAGAAUGUGGUCACAGGCGAUUGGAAAGAAGCUCAAGCUUCUUCAGGCUGCAGUGGAGCCAAAGCCACCACGCUGUUCAGCAAACAUACCAAGGCCAUAGUCUGGGGCAUGCAGACACGUGCCGUGCAGGGCAUGCUAGAUUUUGACUACGUCUGCUCACGUGACCAACCUUCUGUGGCCGCUAUGGUGUACCCGUUCACUGGUGACCACAAGCAGAAGUUUUAUUGGGGCCACAAAGAGAUCCUGCUGCCUGUCUAUAAGAACAUGGGUGAUGCCAUGAAGAAGCAUCAGGACGUGGACGUCGUCAUCAGCUUUGCCUCUCUGCGCUCAGCCUUCGACAGCACGAUGGAGACCAUGCAGUACCCACAGAUUCACACAAUUGCCAUCAUAGCCGAAGGCAUCCCAGAAGCUCAGACACGGAAGCUGAUCAAGGUUGCCGAUGAGAAAGGCGUCACCAUCAUUGGCCCUGCAACAGUCGGCGGCAUCAAGCCUGGCUGCUUUAAGAUCGGCAACACAGGUGGAAUGCUGGACAACAUCCUGGCCUCCAAACUGUACCGUCCUGGAAGUGUGGCGUAYGUGUCACGCUCUGGAGGCAUGUCCAACGAGUUGAACAACAUCAUCUCUCGCACUACGGAUGGAGUCUAUGAAGGCGUGGCCAUUGGAGGAGACAGAUAUCCAGGCUCCACCUUCAUGGACCACGUCCUACGGUACCAGGACACUCCSGGGAUAAAGAUGAUUGUAGUUCUGGGAGAGAUCGGAGGCACUGAGGAGUACAAAAUCUGCCAAGGCAUUAAAGAGGGUCGGAUCAGCAAGCCUGUGGUGUGCUGGUGUAUUGGAACCUGUGCCACCAUGUUUGCCUCAGAGGUUCAGUUUGGUCAUGCAGGAGCUUGUGCCAACCAGGCCUCAGAAACAGCAGUGGCUAAGAACCAGGCUCUGAGAGAUGCUGGAGUUUUUGUACCAAAGAGCUUCGAUGAGCUGGGAGAUGUCAUCAAGACUGUUUAUGAUGAAUUGGUGGCCAAUGGUACCAUCGUUCCUGCCCAGGAGGUUCCUCCUCCAACUGUUCCAAUGGAUUAUUCCUGGGCCAGGGAGUUGGGCCUGAUUCGUAAGCCAGCCUCAUUCAUGACCAGCAUCUGUGAUGAACGAGGCCAGGAGCUCAUCUACGCUGGCAUGUCCAUCACCGAGGUCUUCAAGGAGGAGAUAGGAAUAGGAGGGGUCCUCGGUUUGCUCUGGUUCCAGCGCAGGUUGCCACGUUACGCCUGUCAGUUCAUUGAGAUGUGUCUGAUGGUGACCGCUGAUCACGGUCCUGCUGUUUCUGGUGCUCACAACACGAUCGUCUGCGCUCGAGCCGGCAAAGACCUGAUCUCAAGCCUCACCUCUGGCCUGCUCACCAUCAUUAACAAUCCAGACAUGAGAGUGCAGAUUCUGAAAGACUUUGUUAAGCAUCAUUUUCCUUCAACUCAGCUACUAGACUACGCUCUGGAUGUAGAGAAAAUCACCACCUCCAAGAAACCUAACUUGAUCCUAAACGUAGAUGGUUUCAUUGGCGUUGCCUUUGUGGACCUGCUCAGGACGUGUGGAGGCUUCACACGAGCAGAAGCAGAUGAGUUUAUUGAAAUCGGUGCUCUGAAUGGGAUCUUUGUCCUGGGCCGUAGUAUGGGCUUCAUCGGGCAUUACUUGGACCAGAAGAGGCUGAAGCAGGGUCUGUACCGCCACCCGUGGGAYGACAUCUCCUAUGUGCUUCCUGAACACAUGUCCAUGUAAGCCCGACAUCGCGGGACGACUCUUGGCUUCCAGAUGUGAUGUUUGGCAGCAGCUCCUCAGUUCAGUCAGAACAGCAGCUGCUGCAGGGGGAAACCAAACCGAAGUAUUCUGGAAAGAAGUUAUUUUACGUUUUAAGGAAGAAAAAGGGGAAGUAUAUUUUUAGAUUUAGUUUUUGACUAGUUAUUUAAAAACUUAGAGGGGUAACUUAUUCAUUUUGUUUCCAUUAAAGAGCCAAACCAAUGCAAGUUACAAGGCCAGGAGGGAAAAUCGGUUAGUGUGAAGCAGAAAAGCAGAGAAAUCUGUUUGUGUAGUUGAUCAACCGGAUUCAGAAAGUAUUUCCAUCCUGAUAUCUGCAUUAAAGUCAGGGUAGUUAAUCUAAACGAACAGUUAUGAUGAAAUCAGUUCACGCUCACUUAAGCCUUUUUUUUUAAAUCUUAUUUAAAGGAUUUUACCAUAAUUCAUUGUAAUAAAUAUUUGUGACCAGUGCUGUCAAAAUGAGUCAAAUGAGGAAUUAUUCAAUACUGACUUAUUUUCAAAUUCUCCAUCUUUAAAAUUUCAUGGUUAAUCACUGUUAGCAACAAGCUGCCAUCAGGAAUCCCAGCGCUGUAUUUAAAAAGGAGAGUCGCUAAGCUUCACAAUGACGGGAUUUCCUGUGCUACAGCAGCCAGCAGAGAAAAAUGGUUACACCUUAAAGAUUUAUCUCUGAAGACCUACCUGUUCAAAAACUUAGUGUAGAUUAGGAAGAUGAUGCUAUUUUAGUUACUGCGAUUGCUAAAUGGUAUCCUUAUAGAUUCAUUUUUACACAAACCUUACCUGUUCCUUUAUUUUAUUCCUUUACCUUGCCUGUUCUCAUUCUGCCAGCAUGAGUCAAGUUUGUUUUCUUCAGGCCUCUUAAACGGGUUUAAUUUCUAUUUUUUGAAGCACUCACAUUAACUAGAAAACUUGCAAAACUUUAUGUAAUACUCGUAAACUCCUGAUGUUCACUCUCAUUGAGAAAGAUUCGUCAUCACAAACGUUGGCAGCAGCUUUUAAAAGUUCAGUCUAGCGGUACGUGUUUUUACCCAGAUUUUGUUAAUUAGAUGUUUUUAGGGGUUUAUUUGUUUUAAUGUAGGUCUGACCUGAACUACUUGUUUCUUCAAAAAACUACGUGACUAAAUGGUUAGCUGUGGAAGCAGCGACAUGUUUUCUAAAUGAACCACUUUUUUUGCUCAGAGACUCUAAAACCCUUUUUGCUUUACUUGUUGGAAAGGAUUGCACAAAACAGACRUCUGUGAUUUAAAAACAAAACAACCUUAACCUGCAACUUUUUGUAACUUCUCACUGUAACGCCAGCCGUGUUUGGUUUUAUGUUGCUGUUUUUAUUUAACUGAGAAAUGCUUUGCCUUUUUAAUAUGCUGACAUAUAGAGUAAUAAAAAAAACUUGUUUAAUUUUC